This is a messenger RNA of Brassica rapa (field mustard), 3401 nucleotides long. Its product is annotated as zinc-finger homeodomain protein 4. Lineage: Eukaryota; Viridiplantae; Streptophyta; Magnoliopsida; Brassicales; Brassicaceae. Gene Ontology annotation, biological process: regulation of DNA-templated transcription; regulation of developmental process. Gene Ontology annotation, cellular component: nucleus. The record is from RefSeq and is a predicted model, not a curated record. Gene Ontology annotation, molecular function: DNA-binding transcription factor activity; transcription cis-regulatory region binding.
UCUUUGGAUUUAAAAUUUUUCUUAAAUUGCGGAUAACAAAAAAAAAUGUCGUAUAUAAAAAGGGAACAAGUAAAUACGAACAUCUUGAAAAUUGUGAACAACUUUGGACCAUCGAGCUAACGUCAUUUAUUCAUGUGGACCCUUUUAUUUAAUUUGUUACAUGCGUAAAGUACAUAAAAUAUGGAAAAGAAUAACUAUAUCAAAACGAAUAUUGUUGUUCAAAAAAAAUCAAAACGAAUUUAUUAACCUAUUUAUAAAUGCUCUAAAUUAUCCCAAGUUUUGGUUUAGCCUAUAUGCUCCAGACCGAUUUAUUGUCAAGUCAAAAGCCUAUGUGAAAGUAUGAGUUUAAAACUUUAAAUACCAGGUAUCCGAAAUAUACAAAUAAAAUUUGAGAAAACUCGAACAACGAUUUACAAAAUUUAUUAUAAGAAAACAAAACAGAAACCAAAAUAUUAAAUAAAAGAUAACGCAUCUCAAGUAUGUGAUCCAAUGUACUAAAGAAUAAGGAACAUAUAUGGGGUAUUAAGGAUAGAUGAAGAACAAUGUGAUUCUUAACAUUAAUAAUCUAAAAUAUUGGCUCAUUAAACGACUGCAAUUUCAAACUGAUGUGGCUAGCCAUUACAUGAUUACUACUGCUAAGCGCAGUAUGUCUGAAAUGUUAAGCAAGAUUCUCCAUGUUACCACGACUUCCUAUUUUCAGGCAAACGAACGAUUAGCUUUCGAUAUUGAUUAAAACAUGUUUUUAAUAAAUACUUCCUAUUUACCUAAUCUCAUUAUGGACACUAUACAGAAUACACUUUACAAUAAAUACGCGAAUAUUUGUAGGGCCAUAUUAUUAAUAGUAACUUCUGGUUAAUUAUAUAAUUCACAUGCAUGGCAUGACAAACUCGAGAGUCCGAGUCUUAUAACUGGUAAAAAAAGAUAGUCCAAGUUCUUAAAACUGGUAAAAAAAGAUAGUCCAAAGAUGAAUUGUAUAUUACUCCUAUGUGAUUAUAGGUAAAUAAAGCGUGUAAUUUCAAUAUAUGUAUAAUAUAACCACUCUCAAAAGUCCAGUUAACGAAGAUUGAAGUUUACUGACAAAACGAGUUAUAACUACAAAGGUUAUGAAUCUUUUGAUAUUAUCAAGUAUAUAUUUUUUUUUUCUCUUUUUACUGACGAAACGAGUAACUACAGACGUGUCUUAUAUAUAUAUAUAUAUAUAACAUACACAAGCACAUUUUUUUUGCUAGAAUGUUAAUAUCAUAUAAAAUGAACAAAGAACUUACAUAAGAGUUCUAGACAAAAUGUUUUGGAGACAAAAAAAUAAAACAAGGAAAACAUUACACACACCUAAAAAGGUAAAAUUUGAGAGAUGACUGAUCAGCUUAAUCGCAGCCACAGAGAUAGAAGCGCAAAGAACUCCUUCCUGUGUGUCGUCUGCCAAGAAUGAUGUUCCUUAUCUCACGUUCAAGAGACUUGAAAACCGACGUCGCCGGGAAGAACUUACACAAGCACAUUUUGUUUAACAUGUUGCUUACUAAUUAAAAACUUUUUUUUUGGCUUUUGUAAACAGCUUUUUUUUAGCAAUGUAAACAGCUUUGUAAAUCCAUGAAAGGUAUUUUAUUUGAUUUAAUAUUACUUUUAUCCUUGUCUCACUGCUUCAGUCUUCUCCCCACCAGUCUCUGACACAUUUUAUCUCUCUAAGAAUGGUGUAAAUUUGAUGCCUGAUAGUGCAAGCAAAGCAAUCACCCAUUACCUUUAAUUUUCUUCGUUUCUCCCCUUCUCUGGACAAUAUUUGUUUUAGGGUAUUUUUAUUCUUCAUCCUACAUAGUUUAUAGAGAGUAAAAAUGUAGAAAAUUUGUAGUUUGGUAUUUGCACAAUACAUAUAGUUUGUUUUCUCUUUCUCUCUUUUGCUUUAUUAGUCCUGAGACUUCCACUAUUAAUACCCUAAGUCUUCUUAGUUUACCACAUUGCCUUCACAUCCAAACCCAAAUGCAAAUCGUUGUCUCCUCUCUUCCUUCAAAGUCUCUCAUUACAAGACCCUAAUAAAUAUCUAAUCUUUCCUUUGCUGAUCCUGACUAUAUCUUUAACAAUGUUCUGACCUUUUGAAGCAUAUUAAGAUCAAAGUCUACUGCUUUCAGUUGUGUGGCGUCUUUGUCCCCAAAUCAAGCACAGUUUGCAACACUUUUUGUACAAGACCUAAUAAUAAAAUGGACAUUGCAAGUCAAGAUGAUCAUGAUAUGCCCAUCCCAUUAAGCACUACAUUUGUUGGUAGUGGUGGCGGUCAUGGUCACAUGAUCCAUCAUCAUCAUGAUCAUCAUGCUUCUGAUUCUGCUCCUCCAACUCACAACCACAACAACAUUACUACUACUCAACCACCACAAAUGCAGUUACAUGGUAAUGGUCAUGGCAACAGUAAUGAUCAUCAUCAUCAAGAUCCUCAUCAUAUUGGUUACAACGCAAUCAUCAAGAAGCCUAUGAUAAAGUACAAGGAAUGUCUCAAGAACCAUGCAGCAGCAAUGGGAGGCAAUGCCACUGAUGGGUGUGGAGAGUUUAUGCCUAGUGGUGAAGAUGGCUCCAUUGAAGCCCUCACUUGCUCAGUUUGCAAUUGCCACAGAAAUUUCCAUAGAAAAGAAGUCGAAGGUGAAACAACCGCCACCGCCAUUUCCUCUCACCACCAACCUCCUCCACCACGAAAACUCAUGGUCAACCACCAUAAUAUAAGAUCAGCCAUGCCUCACCAAAUGAUCAUGCCGAUAGGAGUUUCUAACUAUCGGUACAUGCAUAACUUGGAGUCCGGUGACUUCAUGGAACAAGACGGCGUAACCACCGCGUCUAGACCCCCAGCUUACAACCAGAAGAAGAGGUUUAGGACGAAGUUCACGCCGGAGCAGAAAGAAAAGAUGCUGAGUUUUGCUGAGAAGGUUGGGUGGAAGAUACAAAGGCAAGAAGAUUGCGUUGUUCAGAGAUUUUGUGAAGAGAUUGGAGUGAAGAGAAGAGUCCUUAAGGUUUGGAUGCACAACAACAAGCUACAUUUUUCCAAUAAGAACACUAGCAACAACAUUAACCUCGAAGGCAACGACAAUGACAAGAUCAACAACGUUAACAAUGUUGAUGUGUCCGGUAAUAACGACAUGAUUUAAUAUUAAUAUUACGUUUUUUUUAUGAUUUGAUUAUGAUAAGUCAUCUUUAUGUGAGCUACUAGGGUUUGAAUCUUAUUUUCUAGUAAGUGUGGGGUUAUAUUUAUAUAUAAACUCGUUUUGCUAUUUAUCUUUUAUUUUCGGGUCGAUGUAGUGUCUAUUUUCCUUUUGGAAUUUAUAUAUAUUGAACUUCUUGUAAUAAAUGUAUGACCAGUCAUUUUUGUUUUUCUUCUUCUUUUGGGUAUGUAAGAAAAUCUACUUUGGUUAUAUCGUUUUGAAUCA